Messenger RNA from Lachancea nothofagi CBS 11611, 2523 nucleotides. NCBI's taxonomy places the organism in Eukaryota, Fungi, Ascomycota, Saccharomycetes, Saccharomycetales, Saccharomycetaceae. The record is from the annotation of a GenBank genome assembly.
AUGCAGCACAAGAAAAAAGACAAAUCCCAGGUGGAUCAUUCCAUCAAUUUCAUUCAGGAACACCAUUUCAAGGACACAUUUGCAUUACUGGUUGUAUUUUUGAGCUUUAAUCAUUUUGCUUCGCUAUGUCUGCUAUCGUUGUUUAUCGUCACAACUAAAUCGCGGAACUUCCUGGCGACCAGCUUCAUUAGACUGUUUCUCUCAAAUCCAACGCGCGCAAAAUCAUGCGAUCUUCGCAGCAUGCGCGCCCAAAACACAAAAAACUUCAACACCAAACCGGACCCUUUACCUCACGGCGAUCACCAGAACUCGGGUCAUGAAUCUCAAUUGCAUACCGACGAAUCAACUUCGAGACACAGUACUGUCUUUCCUCUCAAUUUUUCUCCUUUUUUUGCACUUGAGCUUGUGCUCGCAGGAAUUCUCAAAGCAUACGCAAGCCAGUAUUUUGCUAGACCUAUUGAAAAUUUGGCAUUGUCGAUUAUUGCAUCGUCGCUCAUCAAUGAUCCUAGAGAUUGUUUGAGCUACGCAACUUCAUGUUCUAUUCUGUAUGGGCUAGCAAUGAAUUUGUGCCACCGGGUAGGAUCCUUUCUAAAUCUGAAGCUUUUGCCUGACUACAUGGUGCAAAAUACUUCUCUACAUCAAUGGCAUAUGAUCGCAACGGGAUACCCGCUUAUUGGGGUUGUGUUACCAAAGCUCCUACUAUUCGCGAAAUGGUCGAGCAAGUACGUACGACUUUGUCGUUAUUUUGCCUCAUUCCACAUUGUACUGUCUCAGUUCUAUCAAAACAUGACAGACCCAUAUUAUCUUCGAGCAGCUCUCAGGCGCCCCUCAGCAUCUGGUGCCGCUGCAUCUGUAUCAAUGAGUCCUCAAAAUUCACAAGCCGGUGGUUCUCAUGUGGGCAUGUCAUUGCCAAAUGGUUCCGUCAUAAAUUCUGGGCCGCCUAGCGGACCGCCUCUUCUGUCCGUUCCGAAUACAAUUGCACAGAAAGCUAAUUUCUGUAGUAUUGUAUCGGAUUAUAACGUAUCCGAACUCUCAAUGAAUUCUCCCUCUGAUAGCAAUCAACAAACAAUAACUACCAAUGUCACCACUACCCAAUCAAAUUCUCAGACGUAUGAUAUGGGCUAUACGAACCAUUUUUUCGAGAUUAACUUGUCGCUUGACCUUGAACGGCCAUGCAACGGAAACUUGGAUGCGUAUUUCAUCACUACUUCAAAUUUGGAGAACUUUAUCUUGCAACUAUUCAAAUGGAAAAACCAUCAUCUGAUUCCGCCUUUAUGGUCAAUAUUUACCACUAUCAAGACAAUGACUUUGGAAAAUAGAAAAGUUAGAAGUUUUGGAGUGACUUCAUCAGCGUCAAACUCCGUGUCCUCAAAUACUUCGCAACCUAUUAGCCCAACAUCAUCAAAUACUGUUAUCAACGAAAGUGUAUUUACAGGUCCUGAUUCUUCUGAUUGUAUGACAUUGAUAGCUCCUGCCGCUGAUGACUACAAUCAGUUGCACCUUAUGCCACUCAAACAGGCAACGGACUACAAAGUAUGCAUCAGCAACACUGGCCCAACACAAAUCACAUUUCAUAUCACCAACCUGUUCGAAGGCGAGCUUAUCGUAUUGGUCAAUGGCGUUAUUUGGUCCCAAGUUCUCUCUGCUAUAACAUCAGAAAAGAUGGGCGAGGAGUAUACCGUGGUAAGUGGGUUAGUUCCCUCUUGUUCGUAUGACAUUCAAUUUGUCAAUCGAUUCAAUGAGGGUGAGGAUUAUCUAAUUGCAGACAUGAUGGUUCGAACUUGCGCCAAAAUAGGCGAGAACAAAGAGCCGCUGGAUUUUAGUUUCCCCUCGUAUUAUCAUCGCAAGUUUUUGUCCCCAUUACUCACUCUAAAACACUCUGUCUUGACAACAAACACCAAUCUCGCAGAAGAACGCGCAAAAGUUAAGAAAACGAAAAAGGAAAUCUCCAAAAAGUUGAGUUCUCUGAGGCAAGAGAGUGACCACUUGAAAUCAAAGAUUGCUCAAAAUGCAAGUCAAGAUGAAAAGAGUGCGUUCAAAAUGGACAAUUUAAAGACAGUGCUUCAACAAAGUGAAGCUCAGCUUGCUGCAAUGGAGGACAAACUGAAAGGGCUACUCGAACAAGAGUUGCAAGUCGAAGAAGAACACUUGCAACAGAAGGACAAGCAUCUUCAGAACCAAAUGGAGUAUGGAAAGCUAAAAUCGAAGCUUGAAAAGGAAGCAGACGAAAACUCCGCGAAACUUGCUAAAUUGCAGCAAGAACUAUCUCAACUUACGUCUAAACGGGAAAAAGUUAAUGUCAAGCAGGAGAAACUGAAGAAAGAGGUGAGUCAGUAUACCGAGGACAUGGAGAACUUCAAAUCCCAAUUCUUGUCACAAAGACAACGCGAACGGCAACAGCGCGAGGAAAUGCGGAGCGUAGAGGCAAACGAGUAUGAGCUCAAGAUCAAGGGUCUUGAGCAAGACAUUAGCAGACUAGAGGGUGAGAAUGAAGCUAUGAAUAACAUUCUUCGUAAUUACUAA